Molecule: messenger RNA, 885 nt
Organism: Aspergillus chevalieri
Lineage: Eukaryota; Fungi; Ascomycota; Eurotiomycetes; Eurotiales; Aspergillaceae
Product: thiamine diphosphokinase
Exons: 3
Coding region: 1-885 (294 amino acids)
Biological process (GO): thiamine diphosphate biosynthetic process; thiamine metabolic process
Molecular function (GO): thiamine diphosphokinase activity; ATP binding; thiamine binding
Source: RefSeq, a predicted model, not a curated record
AUGCGCAAAAUGGACUGGGACCCAACCCAAUUCUUCCGCACCGAUGCACCCCCUUCCCCAUUUGCCCUCCUCGUCCUCAACCAGCCUAUCAAUGAGAAAGCUUUCAAAGUCCUACGGGAACAUGCAAGCUAUACAAUCUGCGCUGACGGCGGCGCAAACCGCUUCUACGAUCUGAUGCGAAAAAACGGCCUUGAAUCUACCAUUCUCCCUGAUUGUAUAAUCGGCGACCUAGACUCCAUCCACGCCUCCGUCCGCACACACUACGAAGGACUAGGCGUAACGAUAAUCCAAGAUCCAGACCAAUACUCGACAGACUUUACGAAAUCUCUAAAGUAUCUGCGCGCGCAUUCCGCACAGAUCACCAGUGGCCCCUCAAAAGAUAAAACGGGGGGAAGCGAAAACGGGAGACUGGAAAUUCUCAUUUUAGGCGGUCUCGGCGGCCGCGUCGACCAAGCCUUCUCGCAGAUCCACCAUCUCUACCUCAUGACGAAAAGUUACUCAUCGGACGACGCAGCGGGGAAUCUGUAUCUUGUGUCGGAGGAGAGUUUGACAUUUGUCCUGCAGCCGGGGAGGAAUGUCAUCCACACACCCAAAACUAACCGACCUCUUCCCGGGUCAACACAAUCUACUGGUUCUGGUAGCUGUGGCGCCGACGGCGAAGGCGAAAAGCAUCUUCUCGAAGAGAAUGUCGGGAUAAUCCCGAUUUCCGGGCCUGCGCGGCUUACUACGAAAGGAUUCCAGUGGGACGUUGAGGAGUGGGCGACGGAGAUUGGGGGCCAGCUUAGUACGAGUAAUCAUAUACGGGCUGAUGUUGUGGAAGUCACCGCUGAGGUGCCGAUCCUGUUUACGGUGGAGUUGGCGACGAGGUUUAAGAGAGUUCGAUGA